CCGCAUGCGGAUUCAUACGAAUUUUCUCACCUCGCGAUUUUUAGUUUUUCGGUUCGGUGGCUCAAAGUCGUUGCAGUUUUUCAAUGGGAAAUGUUUGAUUAUUUUGAUUGCGGUUAUUGAGUUCGGAGUGAAUGUUUAGUGAAUCGAUCAUAAGAAGUUCAACUAUACUAUGAAGACAAUUUAAUAAUUGAUUUGCUUUAAAUAACAAAAAUUUAGUUUUUAGGUAUUUUAGGCCAAUCAAUAUAGUGUCGAUAUCCUAUAUCCCCCUCGAAAAGGAAAUUACUUUUGACCAUUUAUCGUUUGUCCUGAUUCCUGGAAUGCGAAUAAAAUAAUCAAACAAUGGAUAACAUCACCGAUACAACUUCAAUAACGCUUGAAAGCUCAAGAUUCUGGUGCCAAAAAGUUUUAGUUCCAAUUAUGGUUUGUGUGGGAAUCACCGGAAAUAUUAUAACUGUUAUGGUAUUAACAAGGAGAAGAAUGAGGUCCUCAACAAACAUCUAUCUAUCAGCUUUAGCCAUAGCUGACAUAAUCCACUUAUUUUUUGUAUUUCUAUUGUCAUUUAAACAUGACAAGGUUAUUCACGAAAGGAAAUAUGAGCUUUAUUGGAGAUUUUAUGGAUUGACUCAUUGGUUAUGUGAUGCAGCAAGUAGUACCUCAGUAUGGCUAACAGUGUCAUUUACAAUAGAACGCUACAUAGCAGUGUGCCAUCCAAUGAAAGGCAAAUACUUUUGCACGGAAAACCGUGCCAAAACAGUCACAGUCAUAGUCUACAUAUUAUGCAUCCUGACAACACUUUCUACAUCAUUUGAGUACCAACUUACAUUAAACGACACUGUAGUUUGUGAUAACAAUUGUCAAUUUGAAAAUACCACUAAUCAAGAGGGGCAUUAUUUACCAAAAAAUACUAGAAAUGUUGAGGCUGAGAAUAAUGUUUUCCUUAAUCCAAACUUAAGCAAAGCCCUUGAAAACAUUUUGAGUAAUUGUACUUAUAACCAUCCUCAUAUAAUUUAUGUUUAUCCUCAAAAUAAUACAGCUAAGUCAAGGAGUAUUCCUGAUUAUUCUGAUUAUUCAAACAAUAUGACAAUAGUGCACAAUAACGAGACUCAAACAAAAUCAUGUUGUAAUACAAAAUUGUACAUUGAUGUUGAAUCUACUAAUUUGGGCAAACAUUACACGUACACUACUAUAAUGUAUUGGUAUACUGCUUUAAUAUUUGGAAUGGUGCCUCUAAUAUUGAUUGCAGUUUUCAAUUGCUUCUUGAUUAGGCAGGUGUAUGUUUCGAGGUGCAAGAGACGUAUAAUGACUAGGACUAAUACACAAACUUCACAGUCUGAUACACCAUCAAACGAAAAUCGUAUAACACUGAUGCUAAUAGCUGUAGUAGUAAUGUUUUUAAUAUGCCAAAGCCCUACAGCUUCAUAUUUGAUUUACUACAACUUCAACCCAGCUUUAACCCAGCGACAAAAAAACAUUGAAAGCAUCCUAGGCAACAUCUUCAACUUCUUAUUGACAAUCAACGCCUCUUGCAACUUUUUACUGUACAGCAUCAUAUCGAAAAACUUCCGCAGCACUUUUAAGCAACUCUUUUUCAAUCGGAAAAGUCCCACAGAUGUCAUCAGGCUUGCCUCGUUGAGGAGCAAUUCGCAAAGAUUCAACCCUUUCCGACACGGAAUUACGCGCAACGCCUCAGAAUACCGAACUCCUCGCAACCUGGAGACGUCAAGCCUACAAGAGUUGCCUCGGUCGAGAUCUCUUAUAGUUCGUCCUAGUGGAAAUGCAACUGAUUAGAUUGUUUGAUGGUUAUUGGGAAUUGUAGAAUUAAUUUGUAAAAGUAUUAUUUGUAUCUGUACCUGUUUAUAUAUUAUAUUAUAUUAGUAU
Ceutorhynchus assimilis (cabbage seed weevil) is the source of this 1878-nucleotide messenger RNA. The record is from the annotation of a GenBank genome assembly. NCBI's taxonomy places the organism in Eukaryota, Metazoa, Arthropoda, Insecta, Coleoptera, Curculionidae.